This is a messenger RNA of Dentiscutata erythropus, 303 nucleotides long. The record is from the annotation of a GenBank genome assembly. Lineage: Eukaryota; Fungi; Glomeromycota; Glomeromycetes; Diversisporales; Gigasporaceae.
CAAAUAAAGGGCAAAAAUCAAUUUACAAUUGGUUUCAACCAGUAGGGCAAAAAGAAUAUUAUGAAGAGGAAGAAUAUGGUGAAGAAAUUAAAUAUGACUCUGAUGUUUAUGAUAAUAUGGAUGACGAUAACUUAAUACAAAUUGAUAAAAUAGAUAAAAAUUCAGAUCAAGAAUUUCAAGCUAUAAGUAUGGAUGAAUUAGAUUAUAUACAAUACAAUAAGAAGCAGUUAAUUUGUGGAAAAAGGGUAAGAGGGAGUGGGGGAGUGGGCAUGGGAGAAUGGGAGUGGAACAGAGGGAAAGAGG